AUGGCAGACCAGAGGCAACGUUCGCUCUCUACCUCCGGAGAAUCCUUGUACCAUGUGCUGGGGUUGGACAAGAAUGCCACUUCAGAUGACAUCAAAAAAUCAUACAGGAAACUGGCAUUAAAAUACCAUCCUGAUAAAAACCCUGAUAAUCCAGAGGCAGCAGAAAAAUUUAAAGAGAUCAAUAACGCACACGCAAUAUUGACCGAUGCCACAAAGCGAAAUAUUUAUGAUAAGUAUGGUUCUCUGGGUCUGUAUGUAGCAGAGCAGUUUGGUGAAGAGAAUGUGAACACGUACUUCGUGCUGUCCAGCUGGUGGGCAAAG
This is a messenger RNA of Apaloderma vittatum (bar-tailed trogon), 321 nucleotides long. RefSeq names its product dnaJ homolog subfamily C member 5. NCBI's taxonomy places the organism in Eukaryota, Metazoa, Chordata, Aves, Trogoniformes, Trogonidae. The transcript has 2 exons. Gene Ontology annotation, cellular component: membrane; presynapse; intracellular membrane-bounded organelle. The record is from RefSeq and is a predicted model, not a curated record. The annotation marks the transcript as partial. Gene Ontology annotation, biological process: regulation of synaptic vesicle cycle.